Messenger RNA from Knipowitschia caucasica, 2874 nucleotides. NCBI's taxonomy places the organism in Eukaryota, Metazoa, Chordata, Actinopteri, Gobiiformes, Gobiidae. The record is from the annotation of a GenBank genome assembly.
AUGUGGACAACUGGACCCCCUCUCAUACCCUACACACUUGGGCCCCCUCUCUCCUCACACUGGGACCCCCUCUACACUCCCUACAAACGGGCCCCUCUACCUCCCUCACAACUAGGGGCUAUCCUUCCUACCAAGCACACUCGGAUCACCCCUCUCCCUAACCCCAAAAAAAAAACAGGCAGGCACCAGUCACGCUCUACACUGAGGGACCCUUUAUCUAUAAACUUCGCCUCCCCACUGGACUCCUCUACUACCUACACACCGGACCCCCUCUACUUCCCUCACACUGGCCCCCCCUCUAUCCCCAGACACUCGAACCCCCCGCUCCCUCACACGGGACCCCCGCCUCUCCCUCCACACUGGACCCCCCCCGCUACCCAUCCACAACUGGACCCCCUCACUGCAUCCCUCCAUCACUGGCGACCCCUCUCCCGUUCUCACACUGCGACCCCGCCUCUCUCUCCACAUCGCGACCCUAACCUCUCCCUUCACACUGGACCCCCCCGUACGCCCUGUCACAACUGGACCCCCGCUUCGCUUACCGCAUACACAGGCCACCCCCUCUCUCCCAUCACACUGGACCCCCUCUCUAGGUCCGUCCCACUCGCACCCCCACUCAUCCCUCUCACACAGGGAGACCCCCUCGCAUCCCUCCACACCUGGACCCCCCUCUCCCGCACACUAGGUCACCCCCUCGACCCCCACACUGAAAAAGUACCCCCUCUCCUCUCACACCCGACCGGAGACCCCCUCUCUUACCCCCCCCCACACUGUGCCCCCCUCUGUCUCCCCCACACUCCGACCCCCUCCUCUCCCCUUCACACUCGAACCCCCCCCCUCACCUCGACACUGGGACCCCCUCUCUCGCCCUCACACAAUAGGGGCCUCCCUGCUCGCCCUCACACUGGACCACCCUCUACAUCACUACUUAACACUGGGCCCCUCUCUCUACUCUACAAUACGGGCCCCCCCUCUCCCGCACACGGGACCUCCCUCUCCUCCCUCACACUGGGACCCCCUCCCUCUCCCUCACACAGGGACCCCUCGCUCCCUCACACGAGCUGGAUCCCUACUCGCUACCACACUAGACUCGGACCCCCCGACAUCCCUACACACUGGGACCCCUCUCUCAUCCCUCUACACUGGCCCCCCUCUCCCUCACGACUGGGACCCCACCUCUCUCCCACCCUCAACGAACAUGGUACCCCUCUCGCCCUCGCACCACAAGAGAGCGCCCCUCACUCUAUCUCAAACUCACACUGGACCCCCUCUCUCUUCCGCACACCUCAAGGACCCCCCAUCGCCCUCACACUGGACCCCCAUCUCUCCCCCACACUAGUGUACCCCGCUACUGCCCUCACACAUGGGUCCCCGCUCUCCCUAUCCACACUGGGGCCCCCUCUUGACUCCCUCACGACGACCCCCUCUCCCCGACCGCACACAUGGAACCCCCUCUCUCUCCUCACACUCGAGACCCCCCUAACUCUACCCUCACACUCGGGCCCCCUCCUCUCCUCACACUGGGGCCCCUCGUCUCCCUCACAACUGGGGACCCCCCUCUACGCCUACACACUGGGACACCCUCUCUCCUCCGCACACUGGGACCCACUCUCCUACCCUACACACUGGGACCCCCCAGAAAACUUCGCACUCACAACCCGGCACCCCCUGUCUACUAUCCUCACACCGGGGCCCCCCUCUCGAUUCUCGCACACUGGACUCCCCGCUUCGUCCGCAAGCUGGACCCCCUCGCUCCUCAGAACACAGGACCCCCCUCGCCCGCACACAUGGGAUCCCCCUCUUCCCUCACACUGGACCCCCCUCUCUCGCCUCCACUACACAUCUGGAAUCCCUCCUCUCUCUCGCAUCAGUCACAUGGACCCCUCUCCAUUCCCUCACACUGGCCCCCCUCUCGCCCUCACACUGGAAGACCCCACCCUCUCUCCCACACACUGGAACCCCAUCUCCAGACCAUCUCUCCCUCACCACUGGAACCCCCUCUCGCCUCACUCACACUGGGCCCCCUCUCUCCGCUCCCUUCAACUGGAACCCCCACUCUCUCCUCACACUGGGACCCCCUCUCUUCCCUCACCACUGGACCGCCCUCUCCCUCACAACUUGGAAACCCCUCGCUCCUCCACACAGAGAGAACACUCCUCUACUCCCGCACACUGGAGACCCCCUCUCUCCCGCUACUCAACACCGGACCACCCUCGCGCUCACCUCACUACACUGGACCAUCCCGCUCAUCCCUCUCACCGAACCGAGCCCCCUCGUCGCACCAGUCACAGACGCCGGACCCCCCCCUCUCCCCAACACUGUACCCACCUCUUUGUGUCAUCUCCAACUGCGCCCCUCAUCUCAUCACACGAUCACGACUCGGACCCCCCUCCUCUCCUCUCUCACACUGGCCCCCUCAGUCUCUCCUCACACUGGACCCCCUCUCUCCCUCACACCCGGCCCCCUCUCUCCCUCCCACACUCGGACACCCUCGCUCUCCUCACUCAACAUGGGGCCGACUCGCUCUCCCUGCACACUGGACACACCCCCUCUCUCCUCACACCGGCCCCCUCUCUCCCACACACACUCGACCCCCCUCUCCCUCACAUGCGCCCGUCUCGUCGCUCACACUGGGCCCCGCUCUCCCUCACACUGGGCCCCCUCUCUCCCUCACACUGGCCCCCUCUCUCCCUCACAACUGGACCCCUCUCUCCCUCAAACGGAAACCCCCGCUCUCCCCCACACUGGACCACCCCUCUCUCCACUCACACUGGGCCCCCUCUCUCCCUCACACUGGACCCCCACUCUCUCCCCCACACUCGCCACCACCCUCUCUCCCUCAUCACUGGACCCCCUCUCUCUCCCUCAACCUGA